AGAGGGCCGAAAGGUCCUGAAGAAAGGUUUACGUUUGGAUUACACAAGGGGGUUGGUUUUUUUUAUUUUUCUGCUCCGGAGAGUUUUGGCCCCGACGCGUCCAGACUGUGCGUAAAAAGUUUGGGUUUGUUUUUUUUUCUCUGAAGUGAAACAGUCGCCGCGUUUCUCAAAAGAGGAGGAUGUCAACUUCAGACGAGGCAGACGGGCUCCGGCCGAGAUAUGGCUCCGUCCUGGAUGCCGUGGAGCGACUCACGGCCGAGGAGAUGGACGAGAGGCGGCAGCAGAACAUGGCCUACGAGUAUCUGUGUCACCUGGAGGAGGCUAAAAGAUGGAUGGAGGCCUGCCUGGACGAGGAGUUACCCCCCACCACAGAGCUGGAGGAGGGGCUGAGGAACGGAGUCUAUCUGGCCAAACUGGGCAACUUCUUCGCCCCGCACACCGUCUCCAUCAAGAAGAUCUACGACCGCGAGCAGACGCGUUACAAGGCAACAGGUCUCCAUUUCAGACACACAGACAAUGUCAUCCAGUGGCUUAAUGCCAUGGCAGAGAAGGGACUGCCAAAGAUCUUCUACCCUGAAACCACAGAUAUAUAUGACAGAAAGAACAUGCCGCGCUGCAUCUACUGUAUACAUGCACUCAGGUACGGCUUCUACUUGUUUCUCCUUAUCUGUGAGACCCAGGACCCGUCUGCCGUGCUGUGGUUGGAUGAGAUCCAGGAUGCGAUUCUGAAGGCCAACCAGGACACACAGGAAGCUUUACAGUUCUCUCAGUCCAUCCAGGCCAUCAACGAGGCGGUGGACAGCGGUGACGCAGCUCAGACCCUGGCCGCUCUGCGUAGCCCCGGAGCAGGACUCUACGGGGUCACCUCCGAGUGUGGGCAGACCUACCAGGCCGACCUCGCCAAGAUCAAAGAGGACAAGAAGAAAGACGGUGAUAACGGCAGCGACUGGGUGAAACACUGGGUGAAGGGCGGACACAACUACUACUACAACCUGCAGACCAAGGAGGGCACCUGGGUGGAGCCGGCGGACUUCACAUCCAACAACACCCAGCUCAACAAGGAGGACAUCCAGUCGGUGGUAUCUGGGGUAACCACCGCUUACAAUCGGGAGCAGCUGUGGCUGGCCAAUGAGACUCUAAUUACCAAGCUGCAAGCCCGUUGCCGUGGCUACCUGGUGAGGAAUGGCCUAAAGCAGCGGAUGAGCUUCCUGGAAUCCCAAAAACCAGCUGUUACAUGUAUACAGGCUCACUGGAAGGGAUACAAGCAGAGGAAGCAGUUCAAGAACCGGAACCAGUACCUGAAGGACCACAGUGACGAUGCUGUCAAGAUCCAAUCGAUGGUUCGGAUGCACCAAGCUCGUAAGAAAUAUAAGGAUCGUCUAAAGUACUUCAAUGAUCACAUCAAUGAAGUGGUGAAGAUUCAGGCUUUCAUUAGAGCCAACAAGGCCAGAGACGACUACAAGACGCUGAUCAACGCGGCGGACCCUCCGAUGGCCGUGGUGAGGAAGUUCGUCCACCUGCUGGACCACAGCGACCAGGACUUCCAGGAAGAGUUGGAGCUGAUGCGACUGCGAGAGGAAGUGGUCACCAACAUCCGGUCCAAUCAGCAGCUGGAGAACGACCUGAACCUGAUGGACAUUAAGAUCGGCCUCCUGGUGAAGAACAAGAUCACGCUACAGGAAGUGGUGUCGCACAGCAAGAAGCUGACCAAGAAGAACAAGUCGCAGCUGUCCGACAUGAUGAUGAUGAACAAGCAGCGAGGAGGCCUGAAGGCGCUCAGCAAGGAGAAGAGAGUCAAACUGGAAGCUUACCAGUAUCUCUUCUAUCUGCUACAGACCAAUCCCACGUAUCUGGCUAAGCUGAUCUUCCAGAUGCCCCAGAAUAAAUCCACAAAGUUCAUGGAUUCUGUAAUCUUCACACUGUAUAACUACGCCUCUAACCAGAGAGAAGAGUACCUGCUGCUCAAGCUCUUCAAGACCGCCCUGCAGGAGGAAAUCAAGUCUAAAGUCGACCAAAUGAAGGAGAUCAUUACGGGAAACCCCACCGUCAUCAAGAUGGUGGUGAGUUUCCACAGAGGUGCUCGGGGCCAGAACGCGCUGAGGCAGAUCCUGGCGCCGGUAGUCAAGGAGAUCAUGGAUGACAAAACGCUAAACAUCAAGACCGACCCGGUGGACAUCUACAAGAGCUGGGUCAACCAGAUGGAGACGCAGACGGGAGAGGCCAGUAAGCUUCCUUACGACGUGACUCCGGAGCAGGCGAUGUCCCACGAGGAGGUGAGGACAAGACUGGAAGCCUCCAUCAAGAACAUGAAGACCAUCACUGACAAGUUCCUGUCCGCUAUCGUCGUCUCGGUCGAUAAAAUCCCAUACGGGAUGAGGUUCAUCUCCAAGGUGCUCAAGGACACUCUCCAGGAGAAGUUCCCAGAUGCUACAGAGGAUGAGCUCCUCAAGAUUAUUGGGAAUCUCUUAUAUUACCGUUACAUGAACCCGGCCAUCGUUGCACCCGACGCCUUCGACAUCAUCGAGGUGUCGGCAGGCGGUCAGCUGACCACCGAGCAGCGACGAAACCUGGGCUCCGUCGCCAAGAUGCUGCAGCACGCCGCCUCCAAUAAGAUGUUCCUGGGUGACAACGCUCACCUCAACCCCAUCAAUGAAUACCUCAGCGCCUCCUAUCAGAAGUUCAGGCGUUUCUUCCUGGCAGCGUGUGACGUUCACUCACUGGAAGACAAGUUUAACGUGGACCAGUACUCCGAUUUAGUCACCGUCACCAAACCGGUCAUCUACAUCUCUAUCGGAGAGAUCAUCAACACUCACACACUGCUGCUGGACCAUCAGGACGCCAUCGCUCCAGAGCACAACGACCCGAUCCACGAGCUGCUGGAGGACCUGGGAGAAGUUCCCACUGUGGAGUCUCUCAUCGGUGAGAAUCCUCUUCCUCCUGACGACCCCAACAAAGAGCUGAUGGGGAAGACCGAGGUUUCGCUCACGCUCGCUAACAAAUUCGACGUUCCCGGCGAAGCCAACGUCGAGAUGAACGCCAGAACCCUCCUGCUGAACACCAAGAGGCUCAUUGUGGAUGUGAUCCGGUUCCAGCCGGGCGAGACUCUGACGGAGAUCCUGGACUCAACAGCCGGCACAGAACAGGAAGCGGAGUACCAGCGCGCCAUGCAGAGGAGAGCCAUCCGAGACGCCAAGACUCCCGAGAAGAUGAAGCAGGUGAAACCGGUGGUGGACGACAGUCUGACGCUGCAAGGCAAGAAGGACAAGAUCAAGAGUAACCUGCAGAGGCUGGCGGAGCUCGGGAAGGUUCACCCCGAAAACCGCUACCAAGACCUCAUCAACGACAUAGCCAAGGACAUCAGAAAUCAGAGGCGGUAUCGUCAGCGUAGGAAAGCGGAGCUGGUGAAACUUCAGCAGACCAACUCGGCCCUCAACUCGAAGACGGCUUUUUACAACGUGCAGAUCGAUUCAUACAAUCAGUACAUCAAGACGUGCAUGGACAACCUGGCCAGCAAGGGCAAGUUGUCAAAGAAACCCGGAGACAACAAAGCCAAGAAGAGUAAAAAUGUCUCCCAGAAGUACACGGCGGCUCGCCUCCAUGAGAAGGGCGUCCUGAUCUCCAUCGAGGAUCUGCAGCCCAACCAGUUCAAGAAUGCUAUUUUUGAGAUUUCUCCGUCAGAGAGCGUCGGCGUGUUUGAUGUGAAGGCGAAGUUCAUGGGCGUUCACCUGGAGACGUUACAGUUAGAAUAUCAGGAUCUCCUCCAGCUGCAGUACGAAGGCGUGGCGGUGAUGAAACUCUUCGACAGGGCCACCAUCAACGUCAACCUGCUCAUCUUCCUGCUCAACAAGAAAUUUUAUGGGAAAUAGAAAAAAAUGUAUAAAAAAAAAGAAAGA
This is a messenger RNA of Scomber japonicus (chub mackerel), 3893 nucleotides long. RefSeq names its product IQ motif containing GTPase activating protein 1 (gene iqgap1). Gene Ontology annotation, biological process: regulation of actin cytoskeleton organization; regulation of GTPase activity. Gene Ontology annotation, molecular function: calmodulin binding; actin filament binding; GTPase activator activity. Gene Ontology annotation, cellular component: cytoplasm; nucleus. Lineage: Eukaryota; Metazoa; Chordata; Actinopteri; Scombriformes; Scombridae. The record is from RefSeq and is a predicted model, not a curated record. The coding region runs from base 180 to 3866 and encodes 1228 amino acids. The transcript has 27 exons.